AGACCUCUUCCCCCUUAUGAAACGUCUUGAGCGGUAUCAGAAGCCGACCAACAACGACACCCACGGCUACGAUGGCCCCAUCGCUAUCAGCAACGGCGGGCAAAUCCAGCCCGUCGCUCAUGACUUCCUCCGGGCCGCGCACGCCAUUGGCAUCCCCUACAGCGACGACAUUCAGGACCUGAAGACCUCCAACGCCGCUGAAAUCUGGGCCAAGUACAUCAACCGCGAGACCGGUCGGCGCAGCGAUGCUGCAACCGCCUACGUCCACAGCGUCAUGGACGAGCAGAACAAUCUGUACCUCCGCUGCAACGCCCGCGUGUCGCGCGUGCUCUUCGACGCCAACAACAAGGCCGUCGGCGUCGCCUAUGUUCCGUCGCGCAACCGUGCGUCCGGCGGCAAGGUAUACGAAACGGUCGUCAAGGCGCGCAAGAUGGUCGUCCUCAGCUCUGGCACCCUCGGCACCCCGCAGAUCCUCGAGCGCUCUGGUGUCGGCAACGCUGAGCUCCUCCGCGAGCUCGGUAUCAAGGUCGUCAGCGACUUGCCUGGCGUCGGUGAGGAGUACCAGGACCACUACACUACCCUCUCCAUCUACCGUGUCUCGAACGACACUCAGACGACCGACGACUUCCUGCGCGGUGUCAAGGAGGCUCAGCAGGAAAUCUUCGCCGAGUGGGAGCAGAGCCCCGAGAAGGCUCGCUUGUCUUCGAACUCUAUCGACGCUGGAUUCAAGAUCCGCCCGACCGAGGAGGAGCUGAAGGAAAUGGGCCCGGAGUUCAACGAGCUCUGGGACCGCUACUUCAAGGACAAGCCCGACAAGCCCGUCAUGUUCGGCUCUAUCGUCGGCGGCGCCUACGCUGACCACUCGCUCUUGCCGCCCGGCAAGUACAUCACGAUGUUCCAGUACCUCGAGUACCCGGCCAGCCGUGGCAAGAUCCACGUCAAGUCGACGAACCCAUACGUCGAGCCGUUCUUCGACUCCGGCUUCAUGAACAACAAGGCCGACUUCGCGCCGAUCCGCUGGAGUUACAAGAAGACGCGUGAAAUUGCGCGCCGCAUGGACUCCUUCCGCGGCGAGCUCACGUCGCACCACCCGCACUUCCACCCCAACUCGCCCGCGGCGUGCAGGGACAUCGACAUCAGGACCGCGAAGGAGCUGCUCCCGAACAGCUUGACCGUUGGUAUCCACAUGGGUACCUGGCACAAGCCGGGCGACGUGUACGACGCGAAGAAGGUACACGACGACCUCGCCUACACGAAGGACGACGACGACGCGAUCGACAACUGGGUCGCCGACCACGUCGAGACCACCUGGCACUCGCUCGGUACCUGCGCGAUGAAGCCUCGCGAGAAGGGCGGUGUCGUCGACAAGCGCCUCAGCGUGUACGGCACGGAGAACCUCAAGUGCGUCGACUUGAGUAUCUGCCCGGAUAACUUGGGGACGAACACCUACUCCUCCGCGCUCCUCGUCGGCGAGAAGGGUGCUGACCUCAUCGCUGAGGAACUCGGCCUCAAGAUCCGCCUCCCGCAUGCGCCCGUGCCGCAUGCUCCUCUCCCGACUGGCAAGCCGUCGACUCAGGUCCGGUGAAGUGUCUUUGGGCCCGCUGCGACGGCGCCUUGGGGAAAGGCGUCCGGUGCCUGUCGCUUGUGUUAGGUGUCGGAAGAGUUGUAUUGUACGAAUACCCUGUCAGCGCGGAGUUAUUGUUGUACGAGUAAGCCUGCCAGUGCGGCCUUCAUGUACUUCUACCUGCAAUCUUAUCACGGUCCAUGCAA
Messenger RNA from Fomitopsis serialis, 1770 nucleotides. RefSeq names its product GMC oxidoreductase-domain-containing protein. The record is from RefSeq and is a predicted model, not a curated record. Lineage: Eukaryota; Fungi; Basidiomycota; Agaricomycetes; Polyporales; Fomitopsidaceae. The coding region runs from base 17 to 1585 and encodes 522 amino acids. The transcript is spliced from 8 exons. Gene Ontology annotation, molecular function: oxidoreductase activity, acting on CH-OH group of donors; flavin adenine dinucleotide binding.